UGCCUCUAUGACGUCACCGCCCGGGGUUGUUUGCAGCCCGGAGGGGGCAGAGCCCGAGCUGCGGCUUCUAGUUGCCUGUCCGCUGCUUUUUUAGCCAACAUGAGCGGCCUGGAGCGGGAGGAGGGGACCCCUGACCCCCACAGCCAGGACCUCACCCUUGCCGACUGUAUCCGGGGAGAUCCGGGCCGGUGCGCUGCGACCCCGCUGAGGGCGGAGACAGGUGAGCGCGGUACGGAGACCGCGGCCAGCCCCGCGCCCCAUCCUGUGCGUGUCGCGGGCUGUGGCCUUUCCCCGCAGGUCCAGGACGGGAUGGGGCUCCGCAGCGAUCUGAUGGCGACGGGACAGGAAGAGACCCCGCCGACCACCGGCGGCCUGGAGCCGGCUUCUGUGCUGGUGACACCGGAGGGCAGCCCGAAAGCUGGUUGUUUUCAAGGUGGGGAGAAGGCCCUGGAAACUUGGGGUGCGGAAGGGAUGGUGGCGGCUCAGGCAGAGGAGCUGAAGACUCAGAAGUGCCCGAGCUCAGUAACAGGGGAAGAACAGAGGUCUGAAGUGCUGAAGGCAGGCGUGAAGGCGGUAGUGGAGGAGGUGAUGGAAGACGUGAUGGAGGUGGAGAAACCAGCAGGUGAGGAAAUAGAGAUGACGGAGGAAAACCGAGUGGUGAGGGAGGUGAAGGAGGACGCAGGACCCUGGGUCCUGGAUAUGGCUCUCCGCAUGAACCCUCUGGAGGCCAUCCAACUGGAACUGGACACUGUGAAUGCCCAGGCUGACAGGGCCUUCCAGCAGCUGGAGCAGAAGUUUGGGCGGAUGCGGCGACACUAUCUAGAGCGGAGGAACUACAUCAUUCAAAAUAUCCCAGGCUUCUGGAUGACUGCCUUUCGGAACCACCCUCAGUUGGCCUCCAUGAUUAGGGGCCAGGACGCAGAGAUGUUAAGGUACAUAACCAAUUUGGAGGUGAAGGAACUGAGACACCCCAGAACUGGCUGCAAGUUCAAGUUCUUUUUUCGAAGAAACCCCUACUUCAGAAACAAGCUGAUUGUCAAGGAGUAUGAGGUCAGAUCCUCUGGCCGAGUGGUGUCACUUUCCACUCCAAUUAUAUGGCGCAGGGGCCAUGAACCCCAGUCUUUCAUUCGCAGAAACCAAAACCUCAUCUGCAGCUUCUUUACCUGGUUUUCAGACCACAGCCUUCCAGAGUCUGACAGAAUCGCUGAGAUUAUCAAAGAAGACCUGUGGCCAAAUCCACUGCAAUACUACUUGCUAAGGGAUGGAAUCCGGAGACCCAGACGUCGCCCGAUAAGGGAGCCAGUGGAGAUUCCCAGGCCUUUUGGGUUCCAGUCAGGUUAAUCUUGGCCUUCGGGAGUACAGCCUCAGCAGGUCCCUUCCCACCUGUGCUUGAGCAAAAGUAUGCUGUUGACCCUUCUGCGUCCUCUGCCUGGAUACUUGUUCCUCAGAACUGAUUGGACUGUUGUGGACGUGCCCCUCCCACUUUCACAUGACCUUCGUGUAUUAGUAUCUUUGGUUCGUGGCCAUGGUUUACACCACCUCUAAACUGAUGAAAUGUUACUGUAGAUUGCACUACCUUUACACUGCUUGGACCCAGUUUUUCUGUCUAACCUGCUGCCUUCACUUGUAUUUCUGGCUUUGUCUAGGGGAUAUUUUCUCUUUGUCCUGCUCAGCAUGUGGCAGUAGGGGCACAGUUUGUAAACAAAUACUGGCCAUUAAUGAUGUCACAGAACAAUAGGCUUUCUGUGUGAUUUUUGUUGCUAUACUUUUCCUCUGCUACUGAUUACUUUCUAAUUAUUGCCUGCUGUCUGCUAUAAGCCUCCAUUGGCUGUGGGCAAAGUUCCUCAAUAUCGCUUUUUCUUCCUUUCUCCUGCUAUUUUAAAGAAAAAGUAGUUCAGAAAAUCUUCAAAAGCAGGCUUUUUAGUUCCUUUUGACACUUAGCAUUUCCAGAGAGGUUGCUUUGUAAGGUAGGCUACAGAGUUCUGACUGCCCCCCUCUGCUCUCUUCCAACUCCCCAGCCUGUAAGCGGCUUACAGGGAGACAGAACUAGACAGUCAGAGGUGAGAGCUACUGCAUAGUGAAUGGAAGAACUAAAGAGAUUGUGAUGGGCGCCCUAAGCAGAGGAAAGUGAACUGAAAAGGCUUAGAAUCAGAAAUGAGUCAUAAAACUUGGGAAUGAAGACUGGUCUGACUGAUUUUGCCAGUGGUGACAGGAGAAGAAAUACCUUCUCAGGAUUGCAUAGAAAAGUCCUAGAGAGUUUUGAGUGAUAAAAAUGUUGCUUAGACAAUGUUUCUUUAAAGAAUCAGUGCAAGUUUGGAUUUUGUCUUUCUAAUAUGUGAACUGAUGUAUGUGGAAAUUUAAUAUUGUGCCCUUAUUUAAAAUAUUUAGUAAAAAACUGCUUCUGUUUGCUAGGAAUAUUUAACUGUACAGGCUUGCUUCUGCUUUUUGGAACCAGUUGGAAGAAUAGUCUUUGCUUUAUAAUACUGAGGCUUAAAUGAAUAUUCAUAACAGUUUUCAGUUUGAUUCUGUUAGUCUAAGUUCUCAGAAACAGUUUGAAUAAUUUGGCCUUUAUCAAAUUUGUCAAAAUUAUCUUUAUGGAAAAAUAAAUAUAUGACUUGGUUGUCUUGAUUGUCUUUUAAAUUGAACAGCAGUUCUAAGAUUACUCUGUCAAAUUAGAAGUGCACCACAGGCAUAUUUGUCAUCCUUUACAUGCAUGAUGGUAAAUAAAAGCAUGCUACUUUGCUA
This is a messenger RNA of Nannospalax galili (Upper Galilee mountains blind mole rat), 2745 nucleotides long. It is a transcript of the gene Tspyl1, whose product is annotated as TSPY like 1. Lineage: Eukaryota; Metazoa; Chordata; Mammalia; Rodentia; Spalacidae. Gene Ontology annotation, molecular function: histone binding; chromatin binding. The transcript has a single exon. Gene Ontology annotation, cellular component: nucleus; chromatin. Gene Ontology annotation, biological process: nucleosome assembly. The coding region runs from base 100 to 1341 and encodes 413 amino acids. The record is from RefSeq and is a predicted model, not a curated record.